Molecule: messenger RNA, 1051 nt
Organism: Nasonia vitripennis (jewel wasp)
Lineage: Eukaryota; Metazoa; Arthropoda; Insecta; Hymenoptera; Pteromalidae
Gene: RpL10
Product: 60S ribosomal protein L10
Exons: 4
Coding region: 338-994 (218 amino acids)
Biological process (GO): ribosomal large subunit assembly; translation
Cellular component (GO): ribosome; cytosolic large ribosomal subunit
Molecular function (GO): structural constituent of ribosome
Source: RefSeq, a predicted model, not a curated record
UCCCACCGUGUUACAGUAAAAACAAAGAAAAUGAGAUUUGGUGUCGUCGACUCUCCCAUUUCCGCAGACGAGAUCUGUAUGACUCUGUAGACUUUAUAGGACGAAAAUCCUAUAAAAAUCUUCCGAUAACGAAUUCAAUAUCGUUCAUUACCAAUUUGAAUACCGACGCGUUCUGGAGUUCGAGAUAUAUCAUUCCAAUUCCGCGAACCGGAUUAUGGAAUCUUCAUAUAGGUAGACUCGGGAUCAGGAGCGGCCUACUGCGCAUGCUCCGAAUCCCCGUCCGAAUUAACUUUUUCCGACAUCUUUCUUUCGCCCAGUCGAGCACGAGUCGGUUACAAUGGGGCGCCGACCUGCAAGAUGCUACCGGUAUUGUAAAAACAAGCCAUACCCAAAGUCUCGGUUCUGUCGUGGUGUGCCAGACCCGAAAAUCCGUAUCUUCGACUUGGGAAAGAAGAAGGCUUCGGUAGAAGAUUUCCCACUAUGUGUACAUCUUGUGUCAGAUGAAUAUGAACAGCUUAGUUCAGAAGCUCUGGAAGCAGGACGUAUCUGCGCCAACAAGUACAUGGUCAAGAACGCUGGUAAAGAUCAGUUCCACAUAAGAAUGCGACUCCAUCCUUUCCACGUUAUCAGGAUUAACAAAAUGUUAUCGUGUGCUGGAGCUGAUAGGCUCCAAACUGGAAUGAGAGGUGCUUUUGGAAAGCCCCAAGGUACUGUAGCUCGUGUACGCAUUGGCCAGCCCAUCAUGAGCAUCCGAUCGUCCGACCGUCAUAAGGCGUCCGUCAUCGAAGCCCUCCGUCGUGCCAAGUUCAAGUUCCCCGGUCGUCAGAAAAUCUACGUUUCCAAGAAAUGGGGAUUCACAAAGUACGACCGGGCUGUCUAUGAGCAACUUAAAACCGACUGCAGGCUUGCCCAGGAUGGUUGCAAUGUAAAGUAUUUGCCAGAGCAUGGACCCCUAGACGCCUGGAAGAAAUUCAGGGAAAGCUUGGUCGCUUAAAAACUGAUGCAACUUGUAUUCAAGUAUCAAUAAAAUUUGAAAAUUUUAUAAAAUCUA